Messenger RNA from Budorcas taxicolor (takin), 1675 nucleotides. RefSeq names its product abraxas 2, BRISC complex subunit (gene ABRAXAS2). The transcript has 9 exons. Gene Ontology annotation, cellular component: nucleus. Gene Ontology annotation, molecular function: polyubiquitin modification-dependent protein binding; microtubule binding. Gene Ontology annotation, biological process: protein K63-linked deubiquitination; mitotic spindle assembly; attachment of spindle microtubules to kinetochore. The record is from RefSeq and is a predicted model, not a curated record. The coding region runs from base 1 to 1275 and encodes 424 amino acids. NCBI's taxonomy places the organism in Eukaryota, Metazoa, Chordata, Mammalia, Artiodactyla, Bovidae.
AUGAUGGGGGAGUUGGAGCUUUCCAUCAUGGCGGCUUCCAUUUCGGGCUACACCUUCAGCGCUGUGUGUUUCCACAGCGCCAACAGCAACGCCGACCACGAAGGAUUUUUGCUGGGAGAGGUAAGGCAAGAGGAAACUUUCAGCAUCAGUGACUCCCAAAUCAGCAGCACAGAGUUUCUGCAAGUAAUCGAAAUCCAUAACCAUCAGCCGUGUUCAAAACUUUUUAGUUUUUAUGACUAUGCAAGCAAAGUUAAUGAAGAGAGCUUGGACAGGAUUCUUAAAGAUCGGAGAAAGAAAGUGAUCGGGUGGUACCGAUUCCGGCGAAACACACAGCAGCAGAUGUCGUACAGAGAGCAGGUGAUCCACAAGCAGCUCACCCGCAUCCUCGGGGUGCCCGACCUCGUCUUCCUCCUCUUCAGCUUCAUCUCCACCGCCAACAAUUCCACUCAUGCUUUAGAAUAUGUUCUCUUUAGACCAAAUCGAAGGUAUAAUCAAAGGAUAUCCCUUGCUAUUCCCAAUCUAGGCAAUACUAGCCAGCAAGAGUAUAAAGUGUCUUCAGUGCCAAAUACUUCUCAGAGUUAUGCCAAAGUUAUUAAAGAACAUGGUACUGACUUUUUUGACAAGGACGGAGUAAUGAAAGACAUCAGGGCGAUUUAUCAGGUUUAUAAUGCGCUUCAGGAAAAAGUGCAGGCAGUGUGUGCAGACGUGGAAAAGAGUGAGCGAGUUGUUGAAUCUUGUCAGGCAGAAGUGAACAAAUUAAGAAGACAGAUCACUCAGAGGAAGAAUGAAAAGGAACAAGAAAGACGACUGCAGCAGGCAAUGGUAAGCCGGCAGAUGCCAUCCGAGAAUGUGGACCCCCCCUUCAGCCCUCGGCUGCCCUAUCCAGGGUUCACAGCGGAAGGUCGAAGUACUCUUGGAGACACAGAGGCCUCAGACCCGCCUCCGCCUUAUUCUGAUCUUCACCCAAAUAAUCAAGAAAGUACUCUGAGCCAUUCCCGCGUGGAAAGCAGCGUCUUUAUGCCUCGACCUCAAGCUGUGGGCUCCUCCAGUUAUGCCUCCACCAGUGCUGGACUGAAGUAUCCUGGAAGUGGAGCAGAUGCCCCUCCUUCCCACAGAGCAGCUGGAGACAGUGCUGAGGAAUCAGACGACAGUGAUUAUGAAAAUUUGAUUGACCCUACAGAGCCCCCUAAUAGCGAAUACUCACGUUCAAGGGAUUCUCGACCCAUGACACACCCUGAUGGGGGCUCCAGGAACACUCAGACCUCCCAGAUUUAACUGAACGCAAGAAACUCUCCACUUAGCACUGUUUUUCUUAAUCGCUCAUUGAGAGAGUUUUUGAGGACUUCCUCUGGCAGGGAGAACUGCUUUCUCAGGCCCCUGGACUCCCCAAGACAAGAGUUUUUGGGCCCAGACCUUGGAGGAGCCUCGCAUGCAGGGGUCCUCACCUGCGGACGCAGUGUGCAGGGCUCACAACAGAGUCAUUAAGAUAAUCAAAUUGUCCGAAUUCUGGUGCGAUUCAUGGAUGUACUGGUAAAUUUAGGCAAAGAUAAACUUAUCAACGUAGUUUCUGUUCUUUACAAUAAUUUGGAAAUUAGAGACUAAGCACAAUUAGUCUAUAAAUGUCCUAUAAAUCAAAACCUUACCUCUUGCACUAUCAUGCCUUGAAAUUUACUUU